AUGCUGCAACCCAUGGAAGAAAUGAUUCUUCCACCUAAACGUCAAGCUGUUGUUGAUCGUUUGAGGCGAAGAAUAGAGACGUACCGAAGGCGCCAGUCUGAAUGUGUGCCAAGAUUCGACCAAUCGUUUAGUGGGGCAUGCGAACAACAAAAUUUGGAGACGAGUGCUCUUCAAAAACGUUUCCUGGAAGGCAAGGCAAAGCGCCAGGCUAAAAAGACUGAACGGAAGCCCGAUCUACCGGCCAUCAGUAGUAAUCUGCACAGCAGCGUGCAUGUGAGCUGUCAACAAAAAUUUGGUUGCGGCGACUAUGAACCUCCACCUAAAGUGCAAUGCGGCGGUAGCGGCACCGCUGGAAACGGUGGAAGUGAAGGGCUUACUAAAUUCUCCGUCGAAAUCGUUCAGCAGCUUGAGUUUACAACAUCCGCAGCGGACUCGCAACCGCAACAAAUCUCAACGAAUGUGACGGUGAAAGCGCUCACCAACGCGGUGAAAACAUCCGGCUCACCACCGCCGCCGCAACCUCCGCGCGUAUCGUCCCCCUUGGACUGCGAGCGAGAGUGUAAAGCUGAAUGCAAAUCAGAAGUCGCUGACGACGAGUUCGUGGGGCUCGAUGAGUGUGCGGCGGCUCUAGAACGUGAUGCCGCCUCGGCUUUCCCAGGUCUUGCAGAUCUCAUAGGUGAAGACGACGGCGACGAUGCCUUCGAAUACCUCAUGACUGAGAUAUCAGAAUAUCCGGAACUAAUGAAAGAUUUCGAUCUCGACGGUGGGAAAAUGAACGGUGGAGGUGGUCUAGGCCUUGAACCGCCGGAGGGAGAGCCAGCCCCGCGGCCUUACGGCGGCGGUGAGAUGUCUCCUGCUGCGCAAACAUUAAAGCAUAUGGCAGAGCAGCAUCAACAGGCGGCUGGGGGCGACUGGUCUCGAUAUCGCGGGUAUGGAGGGUACCGUCCUCGACCAACACCUCCUACAAUGGACCACCUGCAUAUGUCACAACAACAGCAGUUGCAUCUUUCCCAGCCUCAUCAUAAUUUACAAGUAUCAGCAGCUCAGCACAUGCAAGUUAGUGGUUCUGGGGGUGGCCAUGUGUCGGCUGCGGCGCAGCAAGGCAUGUACGCCUCUUUCCAGCAUCAGGGUACGCCUUCUCCGCAGCAUCAUCAAGGUAGCGGAUGUGACACGUAUUCGGUGUCUCAGUCGCAGAGUAUAAAUUUCUCCCCAUCGAUGCGGUCUCGGCCCACUGGACCCACGCAGCAAAACACCUCAGGACCUGGACAAGGACCACCUCUUGGCAUAGCAGCGGCCGGAAUAUCUCGCGAGCAGCAAGCCAAGAUGCUUCAGCAGCAGCAGCAGCAGAUGUUGCGGGCCCAGCAGCAGCAGAUGCGGCCGCCGCCGCCUGAGUACAAGGCGAGGUUCGCGGGGACCCCCGGCCCCGCGCCGCGCCGCGCCCCGCCGCCGCCGCGCGCCUUCCCUCCCCACUCCAGGCAGUACCCGCCCGACUGGAGGCACGUGCUCAUACAGCAGCAGUCCGCCAGGCAACAGUUCCCUCAUCAUCAUCAGGGUUUCAACAUGGGCAACAUGGGUAGUAUGGGUAACGUGGGCAACGUAGGAGGCGGUGGCAUGGUGCAGCAGCAACAGCUGCAGAUGCAGCAGGCGCGUCUGCAGCAGCAGCAGCAGUUGAUGCAGCACCAGCAACAAAGGGCGUCGAAUCAGCAACAGUCGUCAAUGUCACAUCUAAUUAUGCAACAAAAUCAAAUGAUGAGCGUGCAAGGACAGAUGCCUAACAUCCACAUGUCGCAGUCGCAGAGCAUGAGCAUGCAGCAGGGCAUGUCGCUGGGCCUGCCGCCGGCGCCGCACGCGCAGCCGAGCCUCAUGCAGAACGGCAACUUCCUCCACUCCUUCGGCGCUCCCGACUUCAACCUGGACUUCCUGGACAACAUGCCUUCCACAGACACCGGCUCCCUCACCGCACAGGAACUCCUCAACUCCCUAGAUAAUUCCUUCCUCAAUGAUAUUCUA
This is a messenger RNA of Brenthis ino (lesser marbled fritillary), 2010 nucleotides long. NCBI's taxonomy places the organism in Eukaryota, Metazoa, Arthropoda, Insecta, Lepidoptera, Nymphalidae. The record is from the annotation of a GenBank genome assembly.